Phytophthora sojae is the source of this 1020-nucleotide messenger RNA. RefSeq names its product pectin methyl esterase. The record is from RefSeq and is a predicted model, not a curated record. NCBI's taxonomy places the organism in Eukaryota, Oomycota, Peronosporomycetes, Peronosporales, Peronosporaceae. Gene Ontology annotation, biological process: cell wall modification. Bases 1 to 1020 code for a protein of 339 amino acids. The transcript has a single exon. Gene Ontology annotation, molecular function: pectinesterase activity.
AUGCAGCUCCUGGCUCCUCUCAUCGCUCUUCUCGGACUGGCUGCCGCUGUCGAAGCAGGGUGCGGCGGCCCCACCGCCCGUGUCACGCCCCCUCCUGGCUCCAUCGUCGUCGAUGCUACCGGAGCGCACAGGGGCAGCUUCCGCACCUUGUCGCAGGGUGUUGCCAAGCUCUCCGCCUCAACCACACCGCAGACGAUCUUCGUGUACCCUGGUGUGUACAAGGAGCAAGUGGUCGUGCCGAAGCUCAACGGCCCGCUGAUUCUUCAGGGCUACACGUGCAACACCAUGGCGUACACUUCCAACCAGGUGACGAUCACCCAAGCCAAGGCUCAGAAGGACAUCCCCGCUUCGAUCACCAAGAACCGCAACGACCUGACCGCCACGCUGCUGCUCAAGUCCGACAACGUCAAGGUGUACAACCUCAACGUCGCCAACACGGCCGGUAACGUCGGCCAGGCCAUCGCCGUCAAGGCCGAUGGGGCCAACAUGGGCUUUUACGCGUGCAAGUUCCUGGGAUACCAGGACACGCUGUACGCCAACAAGGGCCCGAACCUUUACGCCAAGUCGUACAUCAGCGGCGCCGUCGACUUUGUUUUUGGCCAGUAUGCCAAGGCGUGGUUCGAGUCGUGCGACAUCGUGUCCAUCGCCAAGGGCUGCAUCACCGCUAAUGGCCGUGACUCCGCUGCCAACCCGUCCGAGUACGUCUUCAACAACGCGCGCGUGACUGGCAAUGGAGGCGUUGGAACGGCUUACCUGGGCCGCCCCUGGAAGCCCUACUCGCGUGUGAUCUGGCAGAACAGCGACUUCAGCAACGUGAUCAACCCGGAAGGCUGGCAGAAGUGGAACGGUGACAACAACGUUGCCAAUAUUCACUUCAAGGAGUUCAACAACCGUGGCGCGGGUGCUGCUGUCAAUAAGCGUGUGGGUUUCAGUGGAAGGCUUGCGAAGCCUGUGCCUAUCACGGAUAUCCUUGGCGCCAACUACAAGACCCAGUGGUGGGUUGACACCAGGUACUUGUAA